UCGACAUCGCAUCCCGGUUUCGCAGAGGCGCAUCGGAAUCUUGCUCUCUGGAGAUCGUUUGUCCGGUCCUCAUUACUCCCGCCAAGAUGGCAGAGAACGGGAGCGCUGGUAAGGGCUCUGCCCUGGCCAACGGGACGAGGGCUGCGCGGAGACAUCCGGAGCAGCAAUAUCUGGACAUCAUUCGUCUCAUAAUGAAAGAUGGUCGGCGAAAGGACGAUAGGACUGGCGUUGGAACCUUGAGUGUUUUCGGGACUCAAAGCCGGUACUGUCUCCGCGGCAACAUCAUUCCCCUCCUGACGACGAAGAGAGUAUUCUGGAGAGGGGUUCUGGAAGAGCUACUCUGGUUUCUGAGGGGCUCCACCAAUGCGAAGGAGUUAUCAGCGAAAAAUGUCACGAUCUGGGACGCUAAUGGCUCUCGAGCGUUUCUGGACAAACUGGGUUUCUCGGCUCGCGAGGAAGGUGAUCUCGGGCCUGUUUACGGCUUCCAAUGGCGGCAUUUCGGAGCCACUUACAUUGACAUGCACACCGAUUACACGGGUCAAGGCACCGACCAAGUCAGCCAGUUGAUUGAAGCUAUACGGAAAGAUCCCAAUGACCGACGCUUGAUCCUCUCUGCUUGGAAUGUCAAAGACCUCCCGAGCAUGGCACUACCUCCUUGCCACUGUCUUGCACAGUUUUACGUCGCUGACGGGGAACUAUCGUGCCAGCUGUAUCAACGGAGCGCCGACAUUGGUCUAGGAGUUCCAUUCAACAUAGCAUCGUAUGCUCUACUCACCCACAUCAUCGCCCACUAUACGGAUCUGAAAACGGGAGAGUUCAUCCACACAACCGGAGAUACCCACAUCUAUCUGAACCAUGUGGAACCCCUGAGCAAGCAGAUCGAACGAGAGCCGAAGGAUUUUCCCACCCUCGAAAUAAUCGCUGAUAAAACUAUUCCAUUCUGGGCGUUGAAGGCAGAAGAUUUCAAGCUCAAUGAUUACAGUCCCCACCCCAGCAUCAAGAUGGAAAUGGCGGUAUGAUUCAGCGACCGGUCUUCGCGGUAGUCCUCGAUCACGACGAGUAUUCUGUCUAGCGACAAGAGCUUCAUUUCGACAGAGUGCUCCGAUAUCGCUCCAUCGAGU
Messenger RNA from Galendromus occidentalis (western predatory mite), 1121 nucleotides. RefSeq names its product Thymidylate synthase (gene Ts). The record is from RefSeq and is a predicted model, not a curated record. NCBI's taxonomy places the organism in Eukaryota, Metazoa, Arthropoda, Arachnida, Mesostigmata, Phytoseiidae. Bases 87 to 1019 code for a protein of 310 amino acids. Gene Ontology annotation, cellular component: cytosol; mitochondrion. Gene Ontology annotation, molecular function: thymidylate synthase activity. Gene Ontology annotation, biological process: dTMP biosynthetic process. The transcript is spliced from 3 exons.